AUGAGUCUAGGUCCACUUCUUACUGAAGUGAUAUUUGCCUUCUGCUUGGCAGCUACACUAUUGUACAGAUAUGGAAAUGUUUACCGGCACCACAUCAUUGUUACGCUUGCUGUUCUUAUUGCGUGGUACUUUUCUCUACUAAUUAUAUUCGUACUACCUUUGGAUGUCUCAUCGACUGUCUACAGACAAUGCAAGAAACAAUAUACACACAACUUGUCAACGACUAAUUUGAAUGAUAAUGUCACAGUUGGGCCACCCCUAUCAUGUCAAGAGCCUUGGUCAAGUGUACCCGAAAAUGUUUUCCCAAACCUCUGGAGGAUUGUUUAUUGGACGUCACAAUGUUUAACAUGGCUUAUUCUUCCGUUGAUGCAAUCUUACAUCAAGGCUGGAGAUUUCACUGUGCAAGGGAAAUUGAAAUCAGCAUUGAUUGAUAAUGCUAUCUACUACGGAAGUUAUUUGUUCAUUUGUGGGAUCCUGUUGAUAUACAUUGCUUUGAAACCUGGUUUGGAUCUUGAUGGUCAAAAAUUAAAAGCCAUAGCGUCAUCAGCUUCAAAUACCUGGGGAUUGUUUCUACUUGUUAUGUUGUUGGGUUACGCUCUUGUAGAGGUACCCCGUGGAUUGUGGAAUGCCAGUAAACCUGGGUACACAUUGCAUUACAGUUAUUUCAAAGCAGCUAAGCUCAGUUUAGAUAAAUGUGAAGCUGAGGAAACAGUGGAUGAUGUUUUAGAGUCGCUGCAAGCAGCUUCAAUUGCUAUUGGAGUAGGCCACCCAUUUCACUGUAAUUUAGAAACUAUAUUUCAAAAAGUUCCUGCUGAAUUAAAAGACAGAAUGAACCGGAGACAGUUACCAGAUGAUACUCCUAUAGAUUCACCUUCAGAAAAAUCCCUCAUACGGCUUCAUAAAAAUACUAUAAAAUCGUUACAAACCUUACAACGAACAGAAACUCAAUGGGGAAUGUUAGUUGAAAAGAUCUUCCAUUUGGAGGAUGUAGCGAAAAAUCAAGUCAGCCACGAUAGACGAUUUAAACAUACUUUUCCUGUCAUCCGCAUAUUCCCCUUACGAGUUAUAUACAAUCCAACAGUGGAAUGGUACUGGAAUUGUGUGAUCAAGAGUUAUGCUCAGAAGACAGCUGCGGUUACAGCUGCGGCUCUCUCUGUAGCCGUAGUUUGGUCUGAAGUAACAUUCUUCAAUAAAUCACCAGUGUUAUCGUUAUUUGCACAAUUUGUAAAAUUGGCCACAGUCAAAUAUGAUUAUUUCACCAUUGAGAUUUUGUCAACAUUGAUUAUCGCAUAUCUUUGUUACUGUGCCUAUUCGACGGUUCUAAAAAUUCGUGUAUUAAAUUUGUACUAUCUGGCUCCCCAUCAUCAAACGAAUGAGUACAGUUUGAUAUUCAGUGGAAUGAUGCUCUGUCGACUUACACCACCAAUGUGUCUCAAUUUUUUGGGCCUUAUCCAUAUGGACUCUCAUAUUAUUAAAACUCAUAUUCUGGAAACUCACUACACGCAGGUAAUGGGUCAUAUGGAUGUAGCUUUCAUCUCUGAUGGCUUCAACAUAUACUUUCCAAUGGCAAUACUAGCGUUUUGUUUGGCAACUCACUUUAGUCUUGGAAGUAGAUUACUUUCAAUGCUUGGUUUUCAACAAUUUCUCGGCGAUGAUGAGUUAACUACUGAUCUCGUUGAAGAAGGUCGGGAACUUAUCAAGCGAGAGAGACGUAAGCGUCAGCGGGCCGAGGAUUCAAUGAGUCGGAGACGUGAGUUUCAAGAAAGAUUCAAUAAUUUAGGUACUGCAUCUCGUUAUAGAACAGCCAGACAAAGUACAGAUACUGUACGACCUUUGAGACGAGACGAGUCUACGGAGUCUGCCAGAGCCGGUCUGCUGCGUGAUGUCGAGUCCACAGAUUAUUAUGUCGGCACCACAUUUGAAAGUGAUCGCUACGCAUCAAAUAAUCAUUAUGACCAGGGAUACCAAGCAGAAAUUUACCAUGAUAUAAGCUCAGAUAAUUUAACAACUUACACAGCAAAUAGCAAUCGCGUUGGACCUCCUCCUAGAGGGCUAUUUGAUGAUAUUUAGACUUGAUACAAAUCGUCGAAAUCUAUUUCAUUAGCUGUACCAUAAUGUGGCUUUAAAUCCACGAUUCAGGGAAGUCAUGAAAUUAUGCCAAGUUUUGUCCAUAAUAUUAGAUGGAUUUCUAGGCUUUUUGGCACAUCAUUACUCAACUUUCAAAUGCCAUUCUACUCUGACUGAUUAAGUGUAGAAACUAAACAAAAAAUCAUUCCAAUAAUGAUACUGAUAGAACUCCAGUCAUAUUUAUAUCGAACAUACACCUGUACACAUGCUAAUUAUUCUUGUUAACGGGGAACAGCCAAUGUGUUAUCGCUGAAGCAUGGCAUAAAUAGUGACGGAUGAUACAAAAAAUAAGGACACAAAUUGUUAUUGCAUCAAAAAUCUUGGCUCAGCAGUAUAUUAUACCAUUUUCAACUUCGUUUCACUGGAAUAUGCUGAAAGUUUGUAGGUUUUCCAGAAUCAACUCCAUCGGUACUAUAAGUCCUUUUUUCAAGGACCAAAGGACUAAAUAUGAUUGAGAAUCAUUGGUUUUUGCAAAUUUAUAUGCAAAUUAUUAUUAUUCCUUGUACAAAUUUCCUUGGAAUUUCGUCACAUACUAACGUAAAUGAACUUACUUCUAUGAAAUAUCUAACUUGCUCACCAAAAAUUUGCUAGCCAAGAACGUCAUUCAUUUCAACUCCCCAAGGUUCUGUGAAAAACUAUACUUUGCAUAUACAGUUGAAAACAUAUAGAAGAAAUUGUAGUCAAUAUCAGCAAUACUUUCUAGAUUUUUAGAAAACUAAUACCAUUUUCAGGUAAAGAUGAAUGAUAAGCAUAUUUUGCCUACUAGAAUGUAUUUUGAGUUGCUGGUUGAAGUAAUUCUGGGUAUGAUUUGUACUGUAGUCAUCCACGUGGCCACAGCAAGUUUAUUUAUCAGCCUACGUUCUAGCUUGAGUUUAGAAAAAAUUAUUUAUCGAGUUGGUGAAUUAUGUUCCCAUCGUCAGAGCGAGUCUUUGUUGAGCUUUGCUUUACAUUGGCAAAGAUUCCAAGCAGCUCACAAGUUGAUGGUGAGGUCAUCUUCAUAUUUGUCUUACCCAAUACCCGUAAUUCAGAUUUAUUUAAACUGUAAAAUUGUAAAUUGUAAGUAUAGAAUAUGUUUCACUUUUACCGAAUUUUAUCGUUUGACCACUACAUUUUACACUAUAUGAGAUAACAGUCAUCAUAGUAUAUCGUACAAUACAUUAAUCAGUAUUUGCAUCCAUAUACGUUGAGUGUGAUAAUUAUACUUGUAGUACCAAUUAUUCAAAUUGCUGAAGUUCAAAUUAAUUUUAAAGAUAGUGUAUUGUACCAUUGUGUUGAUAGAAAACAUGUACUAUAAUUAAUUUAUCCUGUUGAAUAUACCGUGUAAUACUGAAUUCAUAGAGUGCUUUAUGUGAAAUAGAAACAUAGAAUUUGAAGGUCCGAAUUUUUGGAAUUUCUUUUUCCAAAGAAUACCUAUAAAAGAGGUCCGUGUUCUUUUGUUUUUGAUGUACAUCAAAAUUUUGCACUUGCUACCCAUUCGAUCUGAUGUAAAAAUCAUGUUUAUUUCAACCAUUAGGAUUCAAUUUUAAGAACUAACAAUAAGUUCAAGAGGCUUAGGCAAGCAUGUAUAUAUAUAUUUCAACUGUAUACUAUACAAUUAAUAAUAAGAAUAAUAAUAAUAUUAAUAAGGCCAAUAACAACAAUAGUAAUCAUCAUAACAAACAAUUAAGAAAUUAUUGUGCAUAUUAUCGGUAAAACAUUGCUGAUCCCUCAUUUCCCAAAACCCUACUUUGAACACAGUCUUGACGAUCCAUUUCACUGAUGAAAAGUAAUAAUAUAAUAGUCUAAUGGCACAGUAAUAGUAUAAUCACCUACUGUUCUAUUCUAUCUUCAAACUUAGAACUAUAAUUCAUUAUUCCAUUUUCUAUCUCUUUAUUUUAAAACAUUGGAUAAAAACAGAUUUUUGAUGAGAUUUCAUAUUUCUCGAUCAUAACAAAUGAUAUAGCAUUAUUAGCGGUCGAGUUACCUUAAUUUCAGUAGUAUAAAUAUAGAAAUAAAACUCUUCCUACAAAUGAA
This is a messenger RNA of Athalia rosae (coleseed sawfly), 4140 nucleotides long. Its product is annotated as LMBR1 domain-containing protein 2 homolog. The record is from RefSeq and is a predicted model, not a curated record. The transcript is spliced from 10 exons. NCBI's taxonomy places the organism in Eukaryota, Metazoa, Arthropoda, Insecta, Hymenoptera, Athaliidae. The coding region runs from base 1 to 2070 and encodes 689 amino acids. Gene Ontology annotation, cellular component: membrane.